Neodiprion virginianus is the source of this 2844-nucleotide messenger RNA. It is a transcript of the gene abs, whose product is annotated as ATP-dependent RNA helicase abstrakt. Lineage: Eukaryota; Metazoa; Arthropoda; Insecta; Hymenoptera; Diprionidae. The record is from RefSeq and is a predicted model, not a curated record. Gene Ontology annotation, biological process: mRNA splicing, via spliceosome. Bases 805 to 2682 code for a protein of 625 amino acids. Gene Ontology annotation, cellular component: spliceosomal complex. Gene Ontology annotation, molecular function: RNA helicase activity; RNA binding; zinc ion binding. The transcript is spliced from 10 exons.
ACGGGCAAAAUUUCAGUUAAAAUCGACUUUGUGUUAGAACGUGAUAUUAAUGUAUAAUUUCAAUGAUUUUCUUAUUUGAAGUUCCCAACCUGACUGCUGGAUGAUAUAUCGACUAGCCCCGCCGUUAAGAGGUUAAAUAAUUUCCACUAAAUGCACGAAAUAUUCGUGACGACCUGUCGGUCCGCGAUCGAUCACGGGAUGGCGGUUUAGUGUGGCGAAUCAAUUUUGUUCACUCCAACUAGCCAGCCUGUCAAACCCGUCGAUUUUAUCUUGCAGCAGCUGUCUGUGCAGCUGAUGUAUACCGCGGUGUUUGUAGCAUAUAGAGAGUAAGCACAGCUGCCAUAAAUAGCUGUCACUUUGCCGUACGUACUUCUUUUUGACCGACUGAAACGUCACUCGUUGCAAUUUGCCGGAAGAAAGUAAAACUCACAUUUAGGAAAAUAUUUGCACCCGGAAAAUUAUGAUUCAUCUUAAUGAAUAUUUUUACUUCAAAUCACUCUGCUACUGAUAAUUAUUCAAUGUGAGAACGGAAAAUCAUCCGGCAAUUCGGUUAUUUAGUUUUUCCGAGGUACUUAUUUUUGGUUAGUGACAGUUCGGAGUCACGUUCAUUCCGUCGGUAAUUCAGUCACCUACUUUCGCCCUGCGUUUCAUAACUGUAUGUUCUUUAUUGGUUAUGUUUUUCAGUCACAACUCACAUCUGACGUUCAGUUUCGUUUGCACUUUAUCUCCGUAGUGAUAAUCUAAAUUCAAACGUGGAAUCAAAUAAACAAACUACAGUGUGAAUACUUUCAUUCCCUGGGGGCGAUGGGAGAACGAAAUGAUCGAAGUUCACCUCCAAAGAGAUCCCGAAGGAGCGCCAAAGAACACAGCGAUUCCGAAUCGGACGAUGAUUACCAGCCUUAUAUUCCUGUAAAAGAGCGCAAGAAGCAGCAGCUUAUGAAACUUGGUAGGCUCGGCCAACUUAAGGAGGAAGGAUCAAACGGUUUAGCUGGAAAAAGUAGCAGUGAGAAUGAAAAAGAUGACGGGGAAGACGACGACGGGCAAGUCUGGGGCAGAAAGUUCAACAUAUCUUUACUUGAUCAACAUACGGAGCUCAAGAAAUUGGCAGAGGCAAAAAAGGAAAGCGCCAUGGAGAGGCAGCUGAAGGAGGAGGAAAAAAUCUUGGAGAGUGUGGCUGAGAACAAGGCUUUGAUGGGUGUUGCUGAGUUAGCCAAGGGAAUUCAAUACGACGAUCCGAUCAAGACGAGUUGGCGUCUUCCAAGGACAGUUCUCGGUUUCGAUGAAGCUCGCCACGAGAGAGUCAGAAGAAAACUGAGGAUCCUCGUCGAGGGUGAAGACGUACCACCGCCGCUAAAGAGCUUCAAGGAAAUGAAAUUUCACAGGGGAAUUCUGAACGGUCUUGAAGCCAAAGGCAUCAGCAAACCUACGCCCAUUCAAGUACAGGGGAUACCUACUGUAUUAUCUGGUCGUGAUAUGAUCGGCAUUGCGUUCACUGGAAGUGGGAAAACUCUCGUUUUUGUUCUGCCAUUGAUUAUGUUUUGCCUGGAACAGGAGACUGCGAUGCCUUUCAUGCGCAACGAGGGACCAUAUGGAUUAAUUAUUUGUCCGUCAAGAGAAUUGGCCAAACAGACUUACGACAUUAUUCAACAUUACACAAAGACUUUACGACAUGCUAAUUGCCCAGAAAUUCGUAGCUGUCUCGCGAUUGGCGGAGUUCCCGUAUCCGAAUCGCUGGAAGUGAUAAAUAGGGGUGUGCACAUAAUGGUAGCGACACCGGGCAGACUGAUGGACAUGUUGGACAAAAAGAUGGUCAAACUGAACGUUUGUCGAUACCUUUGCAUGGACGAGGCUGACCGAAUGAUAGAUAUGGGCUUUGAGGAAGACGUGCGAACAAUAUUCUCUUUCUUCAGGGGCCAGAGACAGACGCUACUAUUUUCGGCUACUAUGCCUAAGAAGAUUCAAAACUUCGCUCGUUCCGCGCUGGUAAAACCGGUGACGAUAAACGUAGGAAGAGCCGGCGCAGCUUCGAUGAACGUUAUUCAAGAAGUUGAGUAUGUGAAGCAGGAGGCAAAGAUUGUUUACCUACUCGAAUGCCUACAGAAAACAACACCGCCGGUAUUAAUAUUCGCCGAAAAGAAACAAGACGUCGAUGCGAUUCACGAAUAUCUGCUUUUGAAAGGUGUCGAGGCCGUCGCCAUUCAUGGUGGAAAGGAUCAGGAAGAGAGAUCGCGGUCGGUAGAAGCAUUCCGCGCCGGGCAAAAGGACGUUUUGGUUGCUACGGAUGUAGCGUCGAAGGGUCUCGAUUUCGCGGAUGUGCAGCACGUAAUUAAUUACGACAUGCCCGACGACGUCGAAAAUUAUGUCCAUCGUAUCGGAAGAACUGGUCGAUCCGGACGCACGGGAAUCGCGACGACGUUCAUAAACAAGGCAAACGACGAAUCCGUCCUGCUGGAUCUGAAACAUUUGCUGAUGGAGGCGAAACAGAAAGUACCGCCGUUCUUGCUCGAGCUUUGUUCCGAAAAUGAGAAGUACUUGGAGCUCGGAGACGAACGUGGCUGCAGUUACUGUGGUGGAUUGGGUCACAGAAUUACCGAGUGUCCGAAACUUGAAGCGAUACAGAACAAGCAGGCGUCGAACAUCGGUCGUCGUGAUUAUCUGGCCAGCAACGCCGCUGACUAUUGAUUCCAUACAGUUGAAAACAACAAAUUUUUAUGCAUCGAACCCCUCAUUUUUAGCGUUAGCUAUCAAAUGUAUGUGAAUCUGUACAGAUGUGUAAUGUAAUAGGACUGCCAAUUUAAGCGGAGUUAAUUAGAUUUUUAAUUAUUAAAAUGCGUUAAUACGAAA